CCUCCCACACGGCGCUUCAGGGGCCGUGAGUGAGCCGGCGGCCGAUGGUGGCGCUGGCCGCGACUCAGCUCGGCCGUGGCUCGGCGGCCAACAAGAGUGGUGCAGUGGCUCGUAACCUAGGCAACCGGGAUCACCAUCGCAGAGUCGAAUCUGGCUGCAUAUGCGCGCUACAUGUGAUUAAUUAAAGGUGCACCAAGUGACUAAUCACGACGGGAGACGCAAACUCGAUGGGAGUGUGUGAAGAGGCUCCGCCGGCCAACACCAUCAUGCACUGGCAGCAGCAUGAGCGCUACACAAUAGGUCCAGCGUACGACCCCUCGCGGGACCUGUCGCCGAACCUGCCGGUGCACUCGGAUUCGUCGUCGGGGGGCGAGGGCGAAGGGUGUUCCUCGGCUGCCAGCACCACCACCACCACGGACAACAACAACACGAGCGGCUUGCUGAGUGCGUCGUCGUGCUGCCGCUUCUCCGAGUUCGGCGGCGGCGGCGGAGCAAAGGGUGCGUCCGCGUCGUCUCCUCCGCCGGCGCAGCAGCAGUGCGUGGCGGCUCCGCCGGCUCCGCUCGCGCAAUGCAAGAUGGAACAAGAAAACAACGCGGCCGUCACCUGCGCAGGAUGUGGAUCACGUAUCUGCGAUCGCUACUACCUCUUGGCCGUCGAUCGUAAAUGGCAUGUCACCUGUUUGCAAUGCUCUCAAUGCAGACAGGCUCUCGACGGUGAGGUCACGUGUUUUGCAAGGGAUGGCAAUAUCUACUGCAAAAAGGACUACUACAGAUUAUUUGGCAUGCGGCGGUGCGCGAGAUGCCAAGCAGCCAUCUUAUCCUCUGAGCUGGUGAUGCGCGCCCGUGACCUCGUGUUCCACGUGCACUGCUUCACGUGCUCGGCGUGCCAGGCGCCGCUGACCAAGGGGGACCAGUUCGGCAUGCACGGGCCCAACGUCUUCUGCCAGCACCACUUCGAGGUGGCCUCGGCCGGCGGGGGCUGCGGCCCGCUGCCGCCGCCCCUCUCGCCGCCCCCGGGGCCCACGUGCCCGCAGCUCACCGCCAACCCAUUCCCGUACCACCAGCCGCCGUUCCCGUCGCCCGCCGGCGACUACGCCUCCAGCCUGCCCCCGUCGUUACCCCCGCAGCCGCCGCCCAACCCCUCGCCCUGCGCCCUCGAGCCCAAACCCUUCUUCAACGGCGCUCCCGCCCCCAACGCCGCUCCCACCACCCCGAGACAGAAGGGCCGACCACGCAAGAGGAAGCCCAAGGACCUCGAGGGCAUGACUGCAAAUCUUGAUCUCAACUCAGACUCUUCAUACCUGGAUGUGGCAACGCCGUUCGGCCGGUCGAGUGCCAGUCCAAGUGGGCUGUCCAGCAGCCAGUCGAGAACCAAGAGGAUGAGGACCUCGUUCAAGCACCACCAGCUAAGGACCAUGAAGUCGUACUUCGCCAUCAACCACAACCCCGACGCCAAAGAUCUGAAGCAGCUCUCGCAGAAAACGGGUCUUCCAAAGAGAGUUCUGCAGGUUUGGUUCCAAAACGCACGAGCAAAGUGGCGGCGGAUGAUGAUCAAGCAGGAGGGGAAGAUCCCGUCGGACAAGCAGGGCCUGGACUCGCCGUGCGGAGGCGACCUGCAGCAGACGCACCUGGGCCACCCUCACUCGGACUAUUUGCACCUGCAGGGCGACCCCUCGUGCAGUCCGCAGUACAUGAUGGGCAGCCCUUCCUCGCUCGACUGCGUGUGAGCUCACCACGAGAGUACAAUUAUUUGGAAACCCCCCUCGAUCGCGGACUAAAAUCGAGAGUGCAAAUAAGGACGGUGCGGUCGCUUAAUUUAUUGUUAUUUCAUCGAGAGAGAGGCGCCAGUGAUUCGAGAGAAACUAAAUACAGUGUAGCUCAGUGUUGGUUACUUUGAGUUUUCCAUUCGCUCUCUCACGUACCGCGCGCAGCAUCUCAGCAUCAGAGUUAUUUACUAUGUAAAUCGUGGCGCUUUGUUUGUAUGUGAAAUGUAAAAUGCAGUGUUGUUUUAUACUUAAAUACGUAAACGAGCAGAAUGCAUAUAGUACGCGUACAUACAUACAUACAGAUUAUUCAAAUGCAAAGAGCGUGUCUGUGUAUAAACGCGAGCGAGUGGCGAGAGGAUACGUAUACAUAAAUAUAUAAAUGUGUGUGCGUCUAAGCAAGCGCGAGCGAGAGAGAAAGAGAGAGAGAGAAAGAAGAUUUUAUAUAAAACUUGUGUGCAGAGAGUGCGGUCGCGGCGGCAAUGGACACUUACAACUGCUUCUCGGCACAAAACGUGCAUGUUCUACCUACAGACACACACAAUAAUGACACAAGGAGCGAGUGUGUAUAGCUUAUAUAUUUGUGGAUGUAAAAAUUAUUAAUGGACGUGAAAUUUGAAUCUCCUUUAUGCAAAUUGCAUGUUGUAAUGAACCAUACACGCAGCCAGCCAGCCAACUUCUUUUUAAAACGUCUGUAAAUCUCUGCGUUCAUUUUCCUUCGUUUCAGCUUUUACCCACUCGCAUCAGCCAACACUUGUAUAACUUAUAUAUCAUAUUGUAUGAUUUUCCUUUUCACUCGGAACAAACAAACAAACAAAAGUACACCGCUGUAUUUAUUAUAUAAUAUGUACUCUACUAACUCGUAAGACAAAGAAAACAAGAUCAACCACCAACAGCAGUUUACUCAUGACCAUCCACAUGCUAUUUUAUUUGUGACAUUUGUGCAUAUUUUCAAAUUAUAUAUACAAACCUUAUUUACAUUAAAUAUAUCAUUUUAUACAAAAUGGUAAA
Messenger RNA from Cloeon dipterum, 2774 nucleotides. It is a transcript of the gene ap, whose product is annotated as apterous. NCBI's taxonomy places the organism in Eukaryota, Metazoa, Arthropoda, Insecta, Ephemeroptera, Baetidae. Gene Ontology annotation, biological process: regulation of transcription by RNA polymerase II; neuron differentiation. The transcript has 5 exons. The coding region runs from base 228 to 1727 and encodes 499 amino acids. The record is from RefSeq and is a predicted model, not a curated record. Gene Ontology annotation, cellular component: nucleus. Gene Ontology annotation, molecular function: RNA polymerase II transcription regulatory region sequence-specific DNA binding; DNA-binding transcription factor activity, RNA polymerase II-specific.